AAAAAUAUGAGUUUAGUUCGAUUGAUGGUGGAAAUAUAAACACACGCGUAUAAACAAUCGUUGGUUGCACUCUUUACUCUUAAAAAAGCCACCACUACUUUCAACGUGUCACCCUCUUGUUUUGCAUGGCACUUUGUUUUCAACUAACCGAAUCAAUUCUUGAACAAGCCCCCUAGCUGCUCUUAUUUUUAUUUAUAGAAUCACUGCUUCCAAUAUUUCUCUAUGGCGGUUGAUAGCAAAAAGAUGUGUUCCAAAAACGUUCUAUCAUCAUGGCCGUUGAUUUUAUUGUUGCUGAGUUUUCACGGUACAGCAGCAAGGCUUAACCGUUUUGAGUGGGAUUCGGUGAUAAGAUUACCGACAGAGCCGGUUGAUGCUGACUCGGAUGAAGGUGGAACAAGAUGGGCGGUUCUUGUGGCUGGUUCAAGCGGUUACGGCAAUUACAGACACCAAGCAGAUGUGUGUCAUGCAUACCAGUUGCUGGUGAAAGGAGGGGUAAAAGAAGAAAACAUAGUGGUGUUUAUGUACGAUGAUAUAGCUCAAAAUGAGUUGAAUCCUAGGCCUGGAGUCAUCAUCAACCAUCCACAGGGACCCGAUGUUUAUGCCGGCGUACCAAAGGAUUACACUGGUGACAGCGUGACGGCUGAGAACUUAUAUGCUGUUAUUCUUGGGGACAAGAGUAAAGUAAAGGGUGGAAGUGGCAAGGUGAUUAAUAGCAAAGCUGAGGAUAGGAUAUUUAUCUAUUACUCCGAUCAUGGAGGCCCGGGAGUUCUUGGAAUGCCAAAUAUGCCGUAUCUAUAUGCAAUGGAUUUUAUCAAUGUUUUGAAGAAGAAACAUGCAUCUAGAGGUUACAAAAAGAUGGUAAUAUAUGUGGAAGCUUGUGAAAGUGGUAGCAUUUUUGAGGGUAUAAUGCCAAAUAAUUUGAAUAUUUAUGUGACAACUGCAUCCAAUGCACAAGAGAAUAGUUGGGGAACUUAUUGUCCUGGGUUGGAUCCUGCUCCACCUCCUGAGUUCAUCACUUGCCUUGGGGAUUUGUAUAGUGUUGCUUGGAUGGAAGACAGCGAGACACACAAUCUAAAAAGGGAAACGGUGAAAGAACAAUACAAGUCGGUGAAGGAAAGAACUUCAAAUUCUAACAACUAUGCAUUAGGUUCUCAUGUGAUGCAAUAUGGUGAUACCAACAUUACAGAUGAAAAGCUUUAUUUAUACCAUGGUUUUAAUCCUGCCACUGUGAAUUUUCCUCCACACAAUGGCAGAUUAGAAACUAAAAUGGAAGUUGUAAACCAAAGAGAUGCAGAGCUUUUCUUCAUGUGGCAAUUGUACAAGAGAUUAGACCAUGAAGCAGAAAAGAAGAGAGACAUCCUUGAGAAGAUUGCGGAGACAGUGAAACAUAGGAAUCAUUUAGAUGGUAGUGUGGAAUUGGUUGGAGUUUUAUUGUUUGGUCCAGAAAAAGGUUCUUCAGUUCUACAAUCUGUGAGAGCACCUGGUCUACCUCUUGUUGAUGAUUGGGAAUGCUUAAAAUCAAGGGUUCGCGUGUUUGAAACUCAUUGUGGGUCACUGACCCAAUAUGGCAUGAAACAUAUGCGGUCAUUUGCCAACAUUUGCAAUAAUGAUAUUUCUGAGACUUCCUUUGAGGAGGCAUGUUUGAAAGCUUGCGGUGGGUAUGAUGUAGGGCUAUUACAUCCAUCAAAUGGAGGUUAUAGUGCUUGAUUUUGGGUGGUUUACACUACCUAGAGUCUUAGCAAAAAUUGCAAAUACACUAGUUUAUGUUUCUUGUGUAAAACAUGUUCUCUCAACAUAAUGUGUACUGUUUGUUUUGGAUUAUUAAAGAGUAAGCAGGGAACAAAAUGGGCCAGCUCAGCCCAAGAUGUAUAUGUGGAUAAUGUUAUUUUCUUUUCAGAGAGUACUGGUUAGGAGAGGAUGAGUGUUUUAGUAUUGGUAGUGCAUAUGCGUGUCAUACUUUUUCUAAUAAAAUAAGACAAAUUAGUUUAGGAUAUUAGCGUAUUCCGGUC
Cicer arietinum (chickpea) is the source of this 2009-nucleotide messenger RNA. RefSeq names its product legumain. Lineage: Eukaryota; Viridiplantae; Streptophyta; Magnoliopsida; Fabales; Fabaceae. The record is from RefSeq and is a predicted model, not a curated record. Gene Ontology annotation, molecular function: cysteine-type endopeptidase activity. Gene Ontology annotation, biological process: vacuolar protein processing.